Molecule: messenger RNA, 1119 nt
Organism: Nylanderia fulva
Lineage: Eukaryota; Metazoa; Arthropoda; Insecta; Hymenoptera; Formicidae
Biological process (GO): sensory perception of smell; detection of chemical stimulus involved in sensory perception of smell
Cellular component (GO): plasma membrane
Molecular function (GO): odorant binding; olfactory receptor activity
Source: RefSeq, a predicted model, not a curated record
AUGGAGGAAAAGGUAACGUUGGAUAGGGUGAUCGCUUUCCUGAAGAUAUACCUGAGGUUCGCCUGCUGUUGGCCGCUGUCGCCGAACGCGACGAGACUUCAACGAUUUCUUCACAGUGCCUUUCGAUAUUUCUGCUGCGCGAACUCGACGUUAUUUAUCGUCGCGGUGAUAUGGACAAUCUGUAAGAAUAAGGAUUACAUGACUUUGAUGAAAUUGGGAUGCGAAUUGAGCGCCGCCUUACAAAUUCUACUGCAACUGAUACUUUUCGCGAUGCAGAACAAACGUUUGCAGUUCAUUGUUUUGGAAAUGGAGGAUUAUUACCAACAAGCCGAAAAAUAUGAAAAAGAAAUUUUGCAACUCUAUGUUGACAGAUGCAAAUCGUUUUAUGGUACCAUUUUUUGCUGGGUAUUAAUGACAGCCCUCAGUAUGAUAGCUACACCCUUGUUUUCGCCACAACCGUUUCCCAGUGCGGCGGAGUAUCCAUUUGAUGUACAUCAUCAACCAUUGAAAACUAUUAUCUACGCACAUCAUAUGUUAACUAUUUAUCAAAGUGCGACACAAGUUAGCGCCAACAGUUUUCCUGCUCUUCUACUUUGGUUUGUAGCUGCCAGAUUUCACAUUUUGUCCGUACGCUAUCGUACAAUGACGAAUAUGAAAGAAUUCAUAAAAUACACUCGAGAACACUACAUAUUACUCAGAUAUGCAAAAGAAGUAACUCUCGCUAUUCGUUACAUAGCGCUAUUAUGCGUAACUUUUAGUAUUGGCGCUGUAAUAUUCGGUUAUCUUACAUUUAUGAGCAAGCAACCAUGGUCAGUGAAAUGGACGUACUUUAUGAUUGCUUUGGGAGGUUUUGUAGAACUUUACAUGUACGCCUGGCCAGCUGACAAUGUAAUAAACACGAGCACCGACAUUGCGUCAGCUGUUUAUGAUUCAUUAUGGUACGACGACGACUUGGCCACGCAAAAGCUUUUAAUAUAUGUUAUAUUAAGAAGUCAACAUCCGGUCACUGUUUCAAUUCCAUGUGCAUUACCAAAUUUAUCGAUGAAUUAUUACGCUUCGUAUGUUUCGACCGUUUUUUCAUACAUGGCAUUUGUGCGUAUUUUAAUGGAUCAAGAUUAA